ACUUUUGUGACCAUUGCAAGAUGAAAGGUCACAGCAAUAAAGAUGGUUGUUUUAAGCUAAAUGGAUAUCCAUAUUGUGAUCACUGUAACAUGAAGGGUCACACUAAGGAGGGAUGCUUCAAAUUACAUGGAUAUCCAGAACGUUCUAAGGGCAUGGUUCAGAAACGAAAGAGGGGCAUGUCUUAUGCUGCAAAUGUUGAAAGUGGUGAACACAACAAGGAUCAGGAGGAACCUCUGGACUUUGGGAAUCAGAGAGACACCACCAUGGUGAACAACCUUGUUGAGCAAGUUCUCAAGGCUUUAUCUAUCAAGCAAGGUGAGGGUAGCAGCAGUUCAGUAAACAACUCUCAUCUAAGCAACUUUGCAGGACCCUUCUAAUGAUGAGGUGGUAGGAAAAGGAAGAAGAUAUGGAGGGAUAUAUCAACUAAAGUUGUCUGAAGAAAAAUGGACAAAGAAUGAAGGUGUCAGUAGUUUCAAGGAUUGUAAUAAUGUAGUUUUGAACAAGAAAAGAAAAGGAAACAUUGUGCUGUUUCAUCAGAGACUAGGACAUACUUCUUUCUCAAAAUUAA
This is a messenger RNA of Beta vulgaris subsp. vulgaris (sugar beet), 568 nucleotides long. RefSeq lists its product as uncharacterized. The transcript is spliced from 2 exons. The record is from RefSeq and is a predicted model, not a curated record. The coding region runs from base 21 to 377 and encodes 118 amino acids. Lineage: Eukaryota; Viridiplantae; Streptophyta; Magnoliopsida; Caryophyllales; Amaranthaceae.